AGUUAGUUUGAUGCUAGUUACAAACAAAAAUUGCAAUGAAGCUACUAGCGUUCGCAUACUUAAUCAUUCUUCUGACCUAUUGCAAAUUUGUCGCUCCGAAAAAGGGUGCAUAUGUCAAUAAAAUUAAGAACGUUCCCUAUACCGUCUCUCUGCAGGAAAAGCCUUUUGGCCAUUUCUGUACCGGCGCUCUAGUGUCCAAACGAUGGGUUGUAACGGCAGCGCAGUGCGUGUGGGGUAAAAAACCUUCGGACAUUUUUAUUCGCGCAGCAUCCAGCUACAAGAACAAAGGUGGUAAAAUUCGAAAAGCGAUAAAGAUCAUCAUACAUCCACUGUUCAAAAGAAUUGAAGACGUGCCACUUGACUAUGACGUGGCGUUAGUGAAACUGAGGAAAAAGUUGUCGAACCAUAGUGUCUACAUUGGCUACAUACCAGUAAGCAGUCCCUACGUAAUGCCAGCUCUGAUCGGUUCCGAUUGUCUCGUUUCUGGAUGGGUGAUAUCGAACAAAACCGAUAAACAACACCAACGUUUGAAAAGUGCAACGGUCGAAAUAGUGGGCGAUUUGGCUAAUCGCUGUCAAGACAAAGUUAGUCCAAAAAUCGUUACCAGGAAUAUGGUGUGCAUUGGAGCACAGAAAAGCGAUGCUUGCCUAGGAGAUUUGGGGAACCCGACGGUAUGCAGUGGAUUAUUGGUAGGAGUGUCAUCUUGGGGCGAACGCUGUGCCACCCCAGAGCAACCUGGAGUUAACACGUUUAUUCCGGAAAUGUGGGAUUUUAUCGCCUCGCACGUUGACGUGGAUACUAGUUAUAAAGCCAAUUCCAAUAUAUUGUAACCUAUCGACCGUAUCGAAUACACAGAAGAUUUAUCGAAUUUCAGUCUGUUGAGAGAUGGAAAAGAAAAUAUUUUUCCUACGCCCGACGUUUCAAUGGCCUAUUCCAUGUUUUUCAAGGUUUCUGUAAAGGUUGAUUGGCUUAGUUACAUGAAAAUACAAAAACCAUUUGCAAUUGUAACUAAUAAAACAGAAAAACAGUUA
This is a messenger RNA of Aedes albopictus (Asian tiger mosquito), 1031 nucleotides long. RefSeq names its product trypsin 3A1. NCBI's taxonomy places the organism in Eukaryota, Metazoa, Arthropoda, Insecta, Diptera, Culicidae. The coding region runs from base 36 to 830 and encodes 264 amino acids. The transcript has a single exon. The record is from RefSeq and is a predicted model, not a curated record. Gene Ontology annotation, biological process: proteolysis. Gene Ontology annotation, molecular function: serine-type endopeptidase activity.